Molecule: messenger RNA, 1383 nt
Organism: Paramuricea clavata
Lineage: Eukaryota; Metazoa; Cnidaria; Anthozoa; Malacalcyonacea; Plexauridae
Source: the annotation of a GenBank genome assembly
AUGAGCACGACAACUAAACUGUUUGUUGAUGGUGGAACAUAUCGGUUUAAUGGUUUAUUAUCAGACUUAAAGCACUUUGUCGAUGAAACUUUGGGACUUAAAGGGAAUUGGAGUUCCCCUGGCGGUGAUGCCAAGCUCUUUAAUGCCGCAGAUUCUGGAUAUGCUAUCAAAUGGUGUGGUCACUCUAAAAAGCUUGUGAUUCAAACUGAUAAUGAACACUACUUGAAGCGAAAAUUUGCGAGUUUGGCGAAUCCAGUUGGGAGCGACGUGGCAGCUGGCCCAAGCAACGGUGUUUCGGUACCUAAGGUAUGCACAUGUCCUUAUACUUGUGUUAACAGUAAUAUAGUCGCUGAACUCGAGGGUGUAAAACUUGAUAUGACGAUUCUAGAGUCCCGUUUAUUUGCUUCAAUUUCCCAACAAGAGUCUAAGUCUGACGAUAUUAACUCACUUCGCGCUAAACAGAAGGACAUGGAGGCCAUUAUAAAUAAAAAAGACGAAGUAAUCUGCAAACUUAAUGAGGAAAUUCAAUACAUUAAGACAAAAUUAUUAUCCCUUGAGCGCGGUGGAGCCCUAAACGACCUUGCGAACAAAGGUAGUGGAUUAAUUAAUGUAUCUAAUGAAAUUCCUAACAACCCUAAGAACAAAGAGCCUAGCCAAGAUAAUAAUGCAUUCAAUACAAUGGAUGAUUCAUUUGGUUUUACCAACGAGUUACCUACUAUUAUGAAUAAGAAUCAGUUAAGCUCAACUAUUAUCAGUGAAAUUCCUUCGUCCAAUGGUGAAGAUCAACAUGAUAAUUUGAUAAACGCCACUGUAAUUGUAGAUCAAUUAACGAGCCCCAUAUUGGCAUACACCAAAGAUGCACCCCCGAGUAAACAACAAGGAAUUAUUAAUGCACAUAGAAAUAGGAUACCUAUUUCAAGAUUGCAAACACAGCCGUCUAAUGAGCAGAUUCCUAAAAGCACUAUUCCUUGCCCUUUUCUCUCGCGGCGGGGCUGGUGUAUUAAGAAGCAAAACUGUGAUUUUAAACACCCACAACAUCUGCAUCCAAAAAAGCCAUGGGAUAAUAUGCCUAAAUACAGAAUACGUUGCCCCUUUCUACAAAGGAGAGGGUUUUGCUUGAAAGGAGACCAAUGUGAUUUUUCACAUAGUGAUACCUCAAAUAUUCCGUCGACUCAAAGGCCUAACAUGAACUAUCCUAGUCCUUUUUUAUCCUACCAGCAAAGGAAAAUGCCAAAUUACAACUGGCAAGUCCCCCCAAACUACCCCAUGAUACCAUGGUCAACCUACCCUUGGCCAAAACCCCUAAUGGAUAUCCCAAUAUAUUCACCUCGUAUAGCACAUCAACCAACCUACCCCCUCCACCUACGACGCCCCGUUUAUUGA